Molecule: messenger RNA, 1437 nt
Organism: Sphenostylis stenocarpa
Lineage: Eukaryota; Viridiplantae; Streptophyta; Magnoliopsida; Fabales; Fabaceae
Source: the annotation of a GenBank genome assembly
AUGGGGAGAGCCUUUGUGUAUGUGAUUCUUGGGGGAGGCGUGGCUGCUGGCUAUGCUGCUCUUGAAUUCGUCAAAAAAGGGGUCUCUCAUGGUGAACUCUGUAUUAUUUCCGAGGAACCAGUUGCACCUUAUGAAAGACCUGCAUUGAGCAAAGGAUUUUUGCUUCCAGAAGCUGCUGCACGGCUUCCAUCCUUUCAUACCUGUGUUGGUGCUAAUGAGGAGAGGCUAACUCCCAAAUGGUAUAAAGAACAUGGGAUUGAAUUAGUUCUUGGAACCGGAGUUAAAUCUGCUGAUGUGAAACGCAAGACACUUUUAACAACAACUGGAGAGACCAUAAGUUACAAGUUUCUUAUUGUUGCUACUGGUGCACGGGCUUUGAAGCUGGAAGAAUUUGGGGUGAGUGGAUCAGAUGCAGAAAAUGUCUGCUAUUUAAGAGAUAUAGCAGAUGCAAAUAGGCUUGUCAAUGUUAUGCAAUCUUGUCCUGGAGGGAAUGCUGUUGUCAUUGGUGGUGGAUACAUAGGCAUGGAGUGUGCAGCAUCUCUAGUGAUCAAUAAAAUAAAUGUAACAAUGGUGUUCCCCGAGGAACAUUGCAUGGCUCGUUUAUUUACCACGAAAAUAGCUAACUACUAUGAAGAAUAUUAUAAAUCAAGAGGAGUAAACUUCGUUAAGGGAACUGUGCUAUCAUCAUUUGAUUUUGACUCCAAUGGGAAGGUUACAGCUGUUAAUCUUAGAGAUGGAAGCACCCUAUCUGUGGACAUGGUUGUGGUGGGAAUUGGAAUACGUCCAAAUACAGGUCUGUUUGAAGGCCAGCUCACUUUGGAGAAAGGUGGAAUCAAAGUAAAUGGGAUGUUGCAGUCAAGCAACGGCUCAGUGUAUGCCAUUGGAGAUGUUGCUGCAUUUCCAGUCAAAGCAUUUGGGGAAACUCGAAGACUUGAGCAUGUUGAUUCAGCUCGGAAGUGUGCAAAACAUGUUGUUGCUGCCAUAUUGGAACCAGACAAAACAGGAGAAUUUGACUACAUUCCUUUUUUCUACUCCAGAAUCUUCACAUUGUCUUGGCAAUUUUAUGGGGAUAAUGUUGGGGAAGUUGUCUAUUAUGGAGAUAUGUCAGGCAGUGCAUUUGGAGCUUACUGGGUAAGCAAGGGUCACCUUGUUGGGGCUUUCCUUGAAGGUGGAACUAAAGAAGAGUAUGAAGCUAUAGCCAAGGUCACUAGGUUAAGGCCAGCAAUUGAAGACUUGACGGAACUGGAGAGACUGGGUUUGAAGUUUGCGGUUUCAGUUAGCCAGAAACCAGCGGUGUCACCCCCGGUUGAGAUCCGGGCCUCGGACCUACUUUUGGAGAAACCAUUAUAUGCUUGGCAUGCUACUGCUGGGGUUAUUAUUGCUGCAUCAAUAGCUGCAUUUGCGUACUUUUAUGGGAAAAAGCGCCGCAGAUGGUGA